Anopheles coustani is the source of this 1823-nucleotide messenger RNA. RefSeq names its product acyl-coenzyme A thioesterase 9, mitochondrial-like. Bases 101 to 1597 code for a protein of 498 amino acids. The transcript has 5 exons. Gene Ontology annotation, biological process: acyl-CoA metabolic process. The record is from RefSeq and is a predicted model, not a curated record. NCBI's taxonomy places the organism in Eukaryota, Metazoa, Arthropoda, Insecta, Diptera, Culicidae. Gene Ontology annotation, cellular component: mitochondrion. Gene Ontology annotation, molecular function: fatty acyl-CoA hydrolase activity.
GAUUCAUUCCUAUUUUGGAGCCACAGUUACUCAUCGAAAGAGUUCGUGUUUCGUUUAGUUUAGUGCGUGUUUGCCAGCAGCCAAUUAAGUGUUAAACGAAAUGAUUUCUGCCAUAGUUCGCCUUGCUGGUUUGCAAGGUAUAGUACAUCGCCACUUUUCCAGUACUUUGUACUCGAAACGAUAUGGAAUCGACCAGGGGAGACUUAUCAAAAGUGUCACCGCGGCAAGCAGUUCGCUGAUAAGUGCAACGAAAACAACCCUUGCCUCGUCGCCGUGCGGUCAAAGAAUGUAUUCCAACAUAGACUACCUAAAAGGGGAUCCCAAUCUCGAGUGUACGGCUGGGACGAUGAACGAUGUGAAACAAACCAUCAUCAAGAAACUCGGUAUUGAAGUUGGAUAUACACCUUUUGUAAGUACGCGCGAACAUCUGGUCAAAUAUCUUCCACAAUCGGUGAAAGAUCUUCCGCCUCGUAGUAUGCAGGAUUCCUUUACGUCGGCAAUAAUACCGUUGACGACGGACAAGAUCUUGAAGGACAAGUAUGUUGGCUUCAUGGGAAACGUUCGAGUCGGUCGUUUGAUGGAGGAUAUGGAUAUGUUUGCUGUGUGGGUAGUUCAUAAGCACAUUCUUGUGCCGGAUCUACCGGAGGGUGUUUCACUGCCGUACACUUUCGUUACGGUGCUCGUCGACAAGAUAGACUUCACCGAUCUGAUGCCAACUCACGAUGCCGACAUUCGCCUGUCCGGUCACGUGAGUUGGGUUGGACGAACCUCUGUUGAAGUGGUUGUUUGGAUGGAGCAAAAGUUGCACGGCAAGUGGCGCAAGCUAACGCGUGCCCUGUUCCUAAUGGCCGCGAGAGACGCCACCAACACGAAGGCAGCUUUCAUUAACCCGCUCGUCCCGGCCAAUGAAGAAGAGAAAGCAAUAUUCGAUGGAGGCGAAUCACGCAAAAAGCGACGAGUUCAGUUGCAAAAGGAGGAUCUUUUGAAAACGGAACCGAACGAUUUCGAACAAGGAAUGGUGCACGAACUGUUCGUUAAAUCGAUCGACACGAAGAGCAAAGCAUUUAAUAAGCGUAUUUUGCCACCUGGCUACGUUUGGAUGGAGGAAGCAACGAUCGCAAACAUCGUUUUCUCGCAUCCCGAGGAUCGCAAUGCGCACAACAAGGUUUUCGGUGGCUUUCUGAUGCGUAACGCACUGGAACUUAGCUGGGCGCUUGCAUACAACUUCGCCAAACGUCGACCUAAACUAGAGCACAUUUCGGACAUUAGCUUCCACCAUCCGGUGGACGUGUCGUCGAUGCUGAACAUGCAAGCGCAUGUAAUCUUUACAGAUCUACACUACAUGGAAAUAGUGGUGCUGGCGGAUGUGUACGAUGCCGUAACCGGUCAGCAGACGACGACCAACAGUUUCUACUACACUUACUCGGUGGCCGAGCGUUUGCCUAAAAUUAUGCCCAAAACGUAUCAUGAAGCGAUGUACUAUUUGGACGGACGCCGAAAGUUCCGUUACGCCAUGGGUAUCGAUACACCGAAGGUCGCGGGAUCGACGGCUGCAGCUACAAGUGAGGCAGUUGAUCCGACAAAAAGUAAAUUGUGAGCUGUAUUCAAAAACCUGCAAUUCCAAACCUAACUUUUUAUUUCCGGAGAUUAAUUACUUUAUUUGUAAAUUGGCAUUUGGUUAUAUUUUGUACCUUCGCUUCAAAAGCAUUUUAUUGAUUGACGUGCAGCUAACGAUUCUUAUUCAUUUGAUAUUCAACAGUACUUUAGUACUACUUUAGUAAUUAUUUAUGACAAAUGGAAUAUACAGGACUUUGGUUUGUGAA